GGAGGGGAGAAAUUCCUUUCCCAUAUCUUGCCUCGCGGAGGAGAGAUUUGAUUAGAUUGAGGAGCCGCCCGUUGCGUGUUGGGUGCGCGCGGAUUGAUGUGCCCGCAUUUAAUUAAUCCGGUCGCGCAAGGAAGGGAGAAUUUCCCGUUUGUGGGCUUUUGCAUCGCGGUGCGCUGCCCGAUCUUCGUUUUUUGGCGCUGCCUGGCCGCGCCGCUGACAGCCACUGCCCAGGCAUUCCUUUCUUUCUUCGCUGGUCUCUCUCUCGUGUUCUGGGGAUUUCUAUUUCUUGUCUCCAUCCAAAGCAGGCACAAGCUCUCGCUUUCGAGGUCACGAUCGUUGUUUUGGAGUGGAGAUCACAUUGAUAGAUAGAUAGCUCCCCCCCUUUUUUUUAAUCGCGCUCUUGUUCGUGUUCUUCCGGUGAUCGAUCGAUGGAAAUAUCGUGAUCCCUGGUUCUCUUCUCCUGGUUCUUGAUCGGCUACUCGCUCUUUCUUGUUCGAUCGAUCGAAAUAUCGUUUUCCAGCUCUCGAAAUACUCUAGCUCAUCGAGCUAGCGAACGAUCGAUCCAUCGAAAGAUGGGAUGCACGAGCUCCAAGGUCGACAACGAAGAGAAGGUCGCGCGAUGCAAGGCCAGGAAGCGAUUCAUGAAGCACGCGGUGGCAUCGCGGCAUCAAUUCGCGGCCAGUCACGCUGCGUACGUGCAAGCGCUCAAGAACGUAGGAGCGGCAUUCCGGCAGUUUGGCGAGACCGAGAUCCCCGACACGACCUCAUCGUCUUCCACCGAUCACGACUACAAUCCAUCGUCUCCAACGACGCCGGACGCUAAGCCGCCGCCUCGCCCUCUCUUCCUUCCACCGCCAUCGCCCAAUGAUCGCCACGGCCUCAAGCUCGAUCCCGCCAGUGUGAUUCUCGAGGAAGAGGAGCUCUCGCCGGAUCUCAGCCCCGAGAAGAAGAAGGAUCAUCGCGUCAAGAACAAGAAGACCGGCGGCGGUAGAGAGGUUCUUCCACCGCCAUUGCCACUUGGUAGCGCUCCACCGCCGCCGCCUCCUCCCAAAUCUUCCGCAUGGGGCUUUCUCGAUCCAUUCCAGGAGGACGAAGCCACCGCGGCCGUGGCUGUGGCGGCUGAGACCUUCACUGUGUCUUCCAAGAGCACCAGCGGCGGCGCUCGCGCGAAGCUGUGGUUUCCAGCGGCGGAGAAGGAUCUGGAGCAGCGGUCCAGCGAUAACAGCCUGGCGAUCAUCGUGAGGCGAUCGGGAAGCAAGGAGCUUGUGGAUGUUCUUCGCGAGCUGGACGAGCUUUUCCUCCGGGGCUACCAGAGCGGCAAAGAGGUAGGGAAGCUGCUCGAGGCGAGGAAGAUCCACUACCACUCCAAUUUCGUGGAGAAUCGAGGGUUUGAUUCUCACUCCAGCAAGGUUCUCAAUGCGAUCUCUUGGUCCAACUGGAAGUCGCCGCUCAAACGCAAAACGGAGGAGACGGCGCUCGCAGUGACCGACGAGGAUUUUGGAGCUCACUCGGGCACUCUGGAUCGGCUGCUUGUAUGGGAGAAGAAGCUCUACGAAGAAAUGCGAACUGCCGAGGCGAAUCGAAUCGAGUAUGAGAAGAAGUGCGCCCAGCUCCGGCACCAGGACUCCAAGGGCGACUACAACGAGUCCAUCGACAAGACGCGCAACAUGAUCAAGAUGCUCCAGACGAGGAUCGUGGUGGCGCUUCAGGGAGUGGACACUGCCGUGGCGGCCAUCAUCAAGAUCCGCGACGAGGAGCUCUAUCCCCAGCUCCUGGAGCUGGAAGAAGGGUUGACUGGAAUGUGGGCGGAGCUCUACGCCGUCCACGAGAAGCAGUACGCGGCGGUGAGCCGGAUGAGGCCUCUGGAUUGUCUCUUGGGCUCGGUGGAGGCGACGAGCAACAUCCAUCGCUUGGCAACCUCGCAGCUCGAGGCAUCGCUAGACAAUUGGUACAGCUGCUUGAACAAGCUCAUCACCAGCCAGAGGGACUACAUGAGGAACCUGUGCGGCUGGGUGCGGCUCUGCGUGAUGCCGUUCGAGGACAUCAAGGAUUCUCCAACUCUGUCGGCUGGAUCAUCGACUCCUCCAAUCCACGACGUCUGUCUCGAGUGGCACCAGGCUCUGGAUCGCCUCCCGGACAAGGUGGCCUUGGAGGCCAUCAAGAGCUUCGUGGCGGUGAUCCACAAGAUCGUGGAGCUGCAGAACACGGAGCUCCAGCACCGGAAGAAAGUGGAGUCACUCACCAAGGAGAUCGACAAGAAGGUGGCCUACAUCCAGAACUACGAGAAGAAACACCCCGACUCGGCCUCCACUACCACUGCCACGACGGAUCAUCACCACCAUAGCAAUCACCUGGACGAGACCGACGAGCUCACGGUUCUCCACGACAUUCUUCCGCCAAAGAGCCCGCUUGCCGAUAGGAGAGCCGCGGUGGAUUUGCUCCGGAGGAAGCUGGAAGAGGAGAAGGAGCAAGUCUCCAAGGCGGUGUAUGAUACCCGAGCUAUGACACUGAAUAGCCUCCACACCGGACUCCCCAGCGUGUUCCAGUCGGUGGCCGGCUUUGCGAGCGUUUGCUCCCAGGCCUUCCAGUUGCUUUACCACAACGCUCGCGUCAACAAGGAGGAAGCUAGCAGCUAUUCGCCAUGAUCUAGAGGAGGAAGCUCGUAGCUAUUCGCCAUGAUCUAGAGGAGGAUGCUCGCAGCUAUUCGCCAGAGCUCGGGGAGGAGGAGGUUUUGCGGCAAUCUAUUUCACUAGCUAUGCUUUCUACUUGUAUAUAUGUUGGUGCUCUACGCCAUUUUGAAUUUAAAGGACUGUUAUGAGUAUAUGCUCUUGAA
This is a messenger RNA of Selaginella moellendorffii, 2833 nucleotides long. Its product is annotated as nitrate regulatory gene2 protein. Bases 573 to 2645 code for a protein of 690 amino acids. The transcript is spliced from 4 exons. The record is from RefSeq and is a predicted model, not a curated record. Lineage: Eukaryota; Viridiplantae; Streptophyta; Lycopodiopsida; Selaginellales; Selaginellaceae.